AUGAAAGACAGUAAGAGCGAACGCGACUAGUUCAAUUAGCUCUGGUCUCCGAUGGGACUCAAUUGAAGGAGCCAGCAAGCCUAUCCCUCGUAUGGGAUAAUUGGUUGAUGGCUCCCUGUAACCCAACGACUCGUGCGUAGCUCAAGCAACUAAGACGCUCCUGCGGACGGCUUCUCAACGAGCCUACACACAAGACGCCGUCAUGUCUGGCGAAGAACGCGACUCUGUGCCCACUGGCAUCGAGGCUCUGCCGUCCGUGGCGACGGCCUCAACUGAAGGCGAUGCUCCAUCUGCCACCGUUGCACCCGAGCCUCCAGCGACGCCAACUAUUCCUAGCACCCCAGGCCUAUCGAGCAAGCUGAUCAUUGGCCUGGCUGUGGUAGAUUUUCACCACCAUGUAGGCCCGCAAUUGGAAUACACUUUCCCCAAAGAAUUGAUGGAAGAUGAGGACUUCAGCUCUACCUUACCGUUUUAUGCUCUGCCUGACGGCUCCCAUUUGUCCGAUGAAGACUUCUGCUACUUCCACCUCUUCUGCCCUAAGACUCUGCCUGGCUCAACCAUCUUCGGCAUGAGCUGCAAUCGGCAAAUCGCUGCAGCAUCGCUGACAAAGAAAGGAGUGGAAGUUACGCGCUCGACGGUGCAGAAGGCCGUCGUUGUCUUGGCAAAACAGCCUGUCUUUGGCCCGAUCAGGGAGAAGCUGGGGAUCGUCACGCGCGCGUACUUUGCCCAAUGCGACUUGACAGAUACAGUCAUAUUGACAGAAUUCCUCAGCACUCUAGAAACUGGCUUACGGCAAGGUCUCGGACAGUCGCUUAAAGAAGUGACCAUGGCUGCAGGAGGGGAGAAGGAAGCCAACCCCCUGGUCACGGCGGGAGAGGAAAAGAUCGAGGACUCGGACGCGACGAUGAGCAUGGGCACCAGCUUGCGCCAGCUCGUUUUUCAAUGGCGAUUCAAAACUUUGCAGCUGGUCAAGCUGCUUCUCCUGCAACGCCGUGUCAUGUUCUUUGGCUACCCAAUAGAGCGACUUUGCACCUAUCAGUACAGCCUCAUCUCACUCCUGCCUGGACUGCUCAUGCAUCUAGAGGACUGUGGCUCAGCAACACUCAAGAGCAGUCAAGCUAAGCGACCGAAAGUCGAUAGCGUCAAGACUUCUGAAAAACAAAGCUUGCUGAAGUACAUGGGCUAUCCGCUCCCGGUUUUUGGCGAUGAUGCAUUCUUCCAGCCGUACCUCCCAUUGCAGCAGAUCGACUCUCUCAAAGCCGGCAGUUGGCUCGUGGGUACGAGCAACGGUGUCUUUCGCUCGCAAAAGGAUUGCGCGAUCGACGUAAUAGUUGAUCUAGAGAAUUCGAACAUCGAAUUCUUGGAGAGCAACGCGGCGCUCAAGCUGCAAAAUAUUGUCGCGCUGACGGCGGAAGACCGAAAAUGGAUGGACGAGAUAGUGUCGAUGGUGCUCGAGACCUGGGAUCCGAAUAAUCCGAGUCGUCCGACCACGCUGCAGUUCAAAGGCAGUGACGACUACCUUCGCAUGAAAUUCCAGAGCUACAUCUCUUCCAUGCUCUCGGCCAUCAAGGCAUCAGAGGACAAGACAAAGACAGCGGGCUGCCUCGAAGACACCUCGACGCUGGCGAGCUUCGGCAUGGACUUCAUCAACACAUUCAAGCUCACGCAAGCGUACGUCAGCUGGAACGACUGGACCGACGAUCAUCUGUACAACAUCAUUCCUGCCAGUCAUCCAUGCGAAGGCAUGACGUCCGUCAUCGAAGACGGCCUUCAUGAUCUCAAGCUUGAUGAGAAUCUCACUCCAACGCGAGAUGCGAUCGGGAAAGGAUUGACGGCUGGGCAAGCAGCGCUCUCAGCGGGGGGCGCGAAUCUGUAUCGAUUCGCCAGCGCAGCCAGGAAUGAUAUUGGCAAACAACUAGCAGCGCUGAACACGACACGUUACCCUUCGGCAUCAAAUGCCACAUCAAGCUCAGUGCCAGAGCAGCCAUCAACGUCAAACCGAGUACCCUCUUUCCAAUUACCGCCGAACCUACACCAGAGCGCCAAUGAUGCGGCACAAGCAGCGAGCGCCGCAGCCGCAUCCGCUGCGACGCAAGCGCGCGCUGCACUUGGGAAUUUCGGCAGCUUUCUCUCUGCGAAGCGGAGCGAGUGGAGCGGCAGGUCUUUAUCGCCCAGCAGUACGUCCGCGUCGCCCUCGUCCGCCAACAGCUCUAGCUUCGCCACUCCGCCCAUAACAACUGCGACGCCUUUGGCCGAGCCAACUGCGCCACUCAAGAUAGGGACCGCGUCGCCACCACCGCGCAAGCCGUCAGAGGAUUAG
Messenger RNA from Tilletiaria anomala UBC 951, 2320 nucleotides. RefSeq lists its product as uncharacterized. Gene Ontology annotation, cellular component: cytoplasm. The record is from RefSeq and is a predicted model, not a curated record. Lineage: Eukaryota; Fungi; Basidiomycota; Exobasidiomycetes; Georgefischeriales; Tilletiariaceae. The coding region runs from base 203 to 2320 and encodes 705 amino acids. The transcript has 4 exons.